GACGACGACGUCAGGCGACGUCGACGACGUUCUCCGUCGCGUACCCCGCGCUACCGUUAGCCACUCCGCUCGUAACUGUAUCUGGACUUAAUUAUUGGGGCUGCCAAAUAACACCGCGAUCGUACAAAAUCACGAAGCAACCCCAAUAAUUGGAAAAUGUCCAGAUUCGUAGCGGCGGGUCUCGUAGCCUUCGAUUCCUUAAAGACGAAAGCGACACUAAAAUUAUCCGGAUUUAGAAGAGGUACCGAUACCGGUUAUGAGGAAUUUGAAGCUUCAUGCGAGGGUAGCAAAGACAACAAGGGAUUCGAAGAUGAAAGAGGAUACAUCGCGCAGCCUUCAUUCGAGUCGCUUCCAGAGCCAGAGAGACCACCAUUGCGGCAUAUCGAUACUUAUUGCAUGCCAGAAUGUCCAUGUCUUUCAAAGAGGUACACCAUCGCAACGCUAGCUUGUAUAGGAUUCGUUAUUUCGUUUGGUAUGAGAUGUAACAUGGGUAUGGCCAAACUAGUCAUAAAAAAUACCACGGAAGGCGAGAAUAACACUGUCAAGUUCAACUGGACGGUUGGCGUAGAAAGCGCCCUUGAUUCGUCAUUCUUCUGGGGUUACCUAGUAACGCAAGUGCCCGGUGGCUUCCUCGCAUCGUUAUAUCCUGCUAACAGGAUAUUUGGCACAGCCAUUGCGAUAUCUUCCUUUUUGAACUUAUUGGUACCCGGGGCGCUGAAAUUAGAUCCUAUCGUCGACAUGUGUGUGCAAGUGUUGAAAGGACUAGUCGAAGGUGUUACAUAUCCAGCAUGUCAUGGUAUUUGGAAAUAUUGGGCACCACCUCUAGAGAGAUCGCGUUUGGCCACAUUAGCGUUUUGUGGAUCAUACGCCGCAAUGGUGAUAGGUAUGCCGCUUUCUGGAUACCUGAGUUCUUGGUUUGGCUGGACAGCAUCGUUUUACUUCUACGGUAUCUGUGGGUUAAUUUGGUAUGGUGUCUGGUUGUGGUUGGCCUUUGAAAAGCCUUCGAAACACCCCUGUAUCUCGGCUCGUGAGUUACGUUACAUCGAAGAUUCGCUCGGACAAGGGCAAGCGCAAGCACCCGUGCCCACACUGGCGACGACUCCCUGGCGCAAGUUUCUCACCUCGAUGCCUGUAUAUGCCAUCAUUGUUGCUAAUUUUUGUAGAUCGUGGAACUUCUAUCUGUUGGUACUCUUUCAACCGCGUUUCAUGCACGAGGCUUUUGGCAUGCCGCUUGUCGAGACCGGAGUCAUUGGGUCGCUCCCGCAUUUGCUAAUGACGAUGAUUGUACCUUGCGGCGGUUUACUCGCGGAUCAUCUUCGUAAACGUGGCAUCAUGACAACGACAAAUGUCAGGAAGGUUUUCAACUGCGGUGGUUUCGGUAUGGAAGCACUCUUUUUCCUAGUGGUAGCCCAUGCGACGACAUCCAAGAAUGGAACCGCGGCUACAGUCGCUCUCGCAAUCGGCGUCAUGUGCAGUGGUUUUGCCAUCUCUGGUUUCAAUGUCAAUCAUUUGGACAUCGCGCCAAGAUAUGCUAGUAUCUUAAUGGGCAUGUCCAACGGGAUUGGCACCAUCGCUGGUCUGCUGGUUCCUUUCUUCGUGGAUAAUAUCACGGAGAAGAAGGACCCACACAGCUGGCGGAACGUUUUCAUCAUAGCUGCAUGUGUUCAUUUUUUCGGAGUGACGUUCUAUGCUAUUUUUUGCUCUGGCGAAUUGCAACCCUGGGCUGAUCCGACUUUGGAAGAACAAAAGAGCUGGAAUCCCAUGGACGAAUUUGGCCAUACAAAACCGCCCGUUCCACCUCCACCGAAAACUAUGCAAUCUGAAUUCAUUAAACAACCGUCCCGGGACGGAAGCGUCACUGACGACUGGAAUACUUACGAACAGUCUCCGGCUGAAAAUCACUUGUACGUACGUCAAGACAGUAAGGGUCCCGUGAACUACGGCUCGACAGAAACCAACAAUCCAUUUCGCUCGACGAAUCCAUUUGCUAGCGAAGUUAACACAUCUUUUGUGCAACCACCGGCAACGGACGACUACGCGCAUGACAUCGUGCACAAUCAGCAAUGGAACUGAGAAUGGUCAAUAACCGGAUAGAAUAAUUGGAUAUGAGAAAAGCAGACUGCCCCAAGGUUGUAGAUUAUUCGUAUUAUUAUUAGCUGGCAAUCCUAUACUGGCUCUUCAGACAUGCCGCAUCUUCAUUAACGAAACUCGCGAAAUUCAGGCUAGUAAAAAUCAAAUUUCAUGUUAUGCAAAUAAUUUCGUUUCCCCUUGAAAGAAUAAAGUCUUUAGAAUCAUUAAUUUUUUUUCUUUAAAGAAAAUUACUUUUAAGAAAAAUUAAUGGCAAUUUCAUCUAAUUUAAAAUAAUAUUACAUUUACAACGAUAUUAUCUUGCUUUGCUUAAUCUUUAAGCAAUAAAGAUUGAAAUCAUCAUUUUCUUAUAAUAUCAUAAACUUGUAACAUUUUGAAAAGAAACCACAAAAUAUUAUACUUUAAUUGUAACUGCAUAAUAAAUUAGAACAAUUGUUUUUUAAUAUUAAUAAAAUUGUUUACUAAUUGAAUCUAAUUGUGGCAUGUCUGAAAGCUAUAUGUAAGUAAGAUUCCAAGUAGUCACCAUGACUCUGGAUUUUACGAAUCAAAUGUUGAAAAUAUAUUUCUAAGUUUGAUGUGCAAAAUCUUUGGUAAACAUCAAAAAGGGGAAAAGAAGAUAUAAUUUUUCUGUUGAGCGUAAUACCUAAGAGUGCAGAGAAUGGCGCUGUGAAUAGCCACGCGAAUAACUCGAAAUGAUGCAGGAUCUAUAUUGUUAAAUUAGCGAUAUUGAUCGACAGAUGAACCUUUAUUUAUUUACUUUGUCAAGAACAUUCAUAAUACACUGCUUACAGCGGUGUGUGAUAAACGAUGAUAGAAAGGGGGUACACGUGUAUUCCGUCAUUUUAAAAAACGACAAUAAGUCACUCGUUACAAAUGUGCCUAAAAAUGGGUCUAAAGAUCGUUUUUCUGGUUCAAAAAAUUUAACCGGGAAAACUUUCUAUCUCUAUUCUUCAUUUGUCUUCGUAUACUUUUACUUUUGAAAGUAAAGAGAGAAACAACUAAUCGAACUAAGGAAACUUGAAAAUGCAUUUUACGUAAUAUACAAUUAACCGCGUUUGAACUUAUAUUUUUCAAACAUUUAUAGACUGAAACGUAUCGUUAAGUCAAGCUUUGCAAAUUGCAAACUGCGCAAUAAUCGACUGUCUUAACUCUUUCUGUGGGAUAUUGCAAAAAGAAUAUUCUCUUAAUUUAUAGAAAAAUUAGAACACACAUCAAUAGCCUGUAAGAAAUUCUUCAACUUUAUAAAAUUUUGAAAACUUUUUAUCAAGAUAUAUCAUAUCCGCAUGCAAUAUUGGCAAUAUUGAUUUCUUCUAUAAAAAAGACUAUUAAUCACAAAAUGCUUAUCAGCGACGAGAUCCACGUAUACGUCGUAAAGUGACAAUAAUUCAAACCUUCGCGAGACAAUAAUUCUUUCCGUGGACAAUAUAUAAUUAAUGGCGAGGUUUGAGAAAAUGGUAAUCGUGAAAGAUCUCGGUGCGCGCGACAUAGCUCAAUCGCUGAAACUUUUAGGUAUUCCCAAUUUUUCGUGAGUGACGUGUUUAGUUAUUUGCGCGAAAUAAUAGAAACAUAGCAAUAAAGGAGGAAAGUUACGCGAUCAAUAACGAAUGACGUAAAUCGCUUAUCGAAAGUAAAGUUAUACACAAAGAAUAUGCGACAUGUUUACGCACACUCAGAUACAGUAUAAUUCGAUCUACCAUAACGACGAUAUUGUCCAUACAGCGUAGAUAUUCAAAAAGUAUUUUUAAAUACCCAAUUAGACAUGUAUCUAAAUUGAGAAACUUCCACUUUUCUAAAUAUUCCUUAAUUUUCCGUAUAAUAUAAAUUAUAAUUUAUUAAUUGAAUAAAACUGAAAAAAAAUUUACAAGACCAAAUAUGGUAUCAUUAAUAAAAAUUCAGAAAUCUUGACGAGUUAUUUGGACAUGAAAGAAAUAUAUACCUAUAAAUACUCGCAAGAUAUCUAUGUUGUAUAUAUGUCAUAUAAAAUUAUGGAUGUAUGUAAAAUUUGCAAAGAGACAGAAAGAAAAGAUGAAAGCUAAUUAUUACUUUUUCAUUGACAUCCAUUAGAAGCAAAGCGCGAAUUAUUCGGAAGUUGGUAAAAAGAAAUAAUCAUAAAUCGGUGCAUAUGCUCGUUCGCAUCAAGUCGAAUUCUUUAAAUACAGAAUUUUUUGCGUGAAUUUUCUUAAUAUCCAAGAUAAAUUCAAAAACAUUUGCGAAACGGUUUAACUUAUGAAAGUAUUGAAACGUAUGAAAGUAUUCGUAAGAAAGUGAUAACAAAA
Molecule: messenger RNA, 4364 nt
Organism: Wasmannia auropunctata (little fire ant)
Lineage: Eukaryota; Metazoa; Arthropoda; Insecta; Hymenoptera; Formicidae
Gene: VGlut
Product: vesicular glutamate transporter 1
Exons: 9
Coding region: 157-2073 (638 amino acids)
Biological process (GO): synaptic transmission, glutamatergic; regulation of synapse structure or activity; monoatomic anion transport
Cellular component (GO): synaptic vesicle membrane; excitatory synapse
Molecular function (GO): neurotransmitter transmembrane transporter activity; L-glutamate transmembrane transporter activity
Source: RefSeq, a predicted model, not a curated record